This is a messenger RNA of Racocetra persica, 679 nucleotides long. NCBI's taxonomy places the organism in Eukaryota, Fungi, Glomeromycota, Glomeromycetes, Diversisporales, Gigasporaceae. The record is from the annotation of a GenBank genome assembly.
GAUGCCUUCAAGAAAAAAUAUUGUGAGACGUGCCUGUGUUACUAAUAAAAGUCAUCGUUUGUGGAGUGUUAAAGAAAAACUUAUGGUUAUCUUCUACUUGGAGCGUAUUAAUAGUGUGAGGGCAACCGCGAAACACUUUGAAAUCAAACCGAAACAAGUCCAUGAGUGGCGUAACAAAAAGCAAGAACUUCUGAAUGCAGCACCGUAUGCUUUAACACUCAAUCGUGAGCAUCGUAAUAUGCAACAUGCUGUUACUAGAAAUAUGGUAGUUAGGAAGGCUAAGGCUUUGGCCCAGACUGAUGAAAUUAAGAAUGCUUACCCUAACAUCGCUAGCUUUAAAUUUUCUAUUUUCUGGUUGAGUCAGUUCUUAUGUCAUAAUGAUCUUUCGAACCGUAGACGUACAACUGUUGCGCAACACCUUCCGGCGGCCCUGGCUAAAAAACAAACUCUAUGGGUAAAAGAAUCUUGGGAUGAAAUUAGUCCUCGUUUAAUUCAAAGUGCAUUUAAAUGCUGUGGUAUCUCGGUAGAAAUAGAUAGGUCGGAAGAUGAUUUAGUCUUUGAUUAUGAAUUGUUGGAUGAGGAGAAUGCAAGUAAUGAAAAUACUGAAGAAGUAUUGACUUUUGAUAAUAUUGAUGGAGACGAAUAUGAAGAAGUCGAAGUUGAUAAUGUUUGGGAAUAA